Molecule: messenger RNA, 1660 nt
Organism: Nanorana parkeri
Lineage: Eukaryota; Metazoa; Chordata; Amphibia; Anura; Dicroglossidae
Gene: SLC19A1
Product: solute carrier family 19 member 1
Exons: 5
Coding region: 10-1518 (502 amino acids)
Biological process (GO): folate transmembrane transport
Cellular component (GO): plasma membrane; basolateral plasma membrane; apical plasma membrane
Molecular function (GO): folate:monoatomic anion antiporter activity; folic acid binding
Source: RefSeq, a predicted model, not a curated record
AAUGUGUAGAUGGCGUCAGACAGUGAAAGGAAUGAAAAGCUUGAGCCUCCAAAUGAGGAAGAGCAGCAGUCUCCGGUAGAUGACCCACAGUCUCCGUCGGAAGGUCAUUCGACUUUACCUGGUGAUGACCAGCAAUGGAAGUGUCUGCUGUGUUAUCUCUGCUUCUAUGGCUUCAUGAACCAGCUGCGUCCUGGAGAAAGCUUUAUCACACCAUACCUACUGAGCCUGGAAAGGAAUUUUACCAAAGAGCAGGUUACCAAUGACAUUACCCCAGUGCUGAGUUACUCAUACAUGGUCGUGUUGGUGCCAAUUUUCCUGCUGACCGAUUACCUGCGAUAUAAGCCAGUGUUGAUCCUGCAAAGCCUCAGUCACAUCGCGGUUUGGUUGCUGCUUAUCUUUGGUACUGAUGUCAUCGCCAUGCAGUUCAUGGAGUUCUUUUACGGCAUCACCAUGGCAGCACGUGUUGCCUACUCUUCAUACAUCUUCUCAUUGGUCUCCCCUGUCAGGUAUCAAAGGGCAGCUGGGUACUCCCGGUCUUCUGUACUCCUAGGGGUCUUCAUCAGUGCUGUGCUGGGACAGCUUUGCGUCACGUUGGGUGGUGUCCCGUUUCAGACUCUGAACUAUAUUUCUCUUGGCUUCAUGAUAUUUGGACUCCUCCUCACCUUGCUUCUCAAACGCCCCAAGAGGAGCCUUUUCUUCAAUAAAAAUGUUUCUAAACACGAGAAUGGAAUCAACCAUUCUGAGCUGCAGAAGAUGAAUCCUGAAGGCAAGGCUGGUGGCUGGUGUCCUGGAUGGAGAGACUCUGUGUUCAUUCGUAUGCUCACUGAGCUCAAGGGAACUUUCCGUCAUCCCCAAUUACGUGUCUGGUGUCUAUGGUGGAUUUUUAACUCGGCCGGCUACUACCUUAUGCUGUACUAUGUGCAGAUCCUGUGGAAUGAAAUUUACCCUACCAGAGAUAACCGUAGGGUAUAUAAUGGAGGUGUCGAUGCUGCUUCAACACUUCUUGGAGCCAUGACCUCUUUUGCUGCAGGCUAUGUGAAGAUCCGCUGGAGUCUAUGGUCAGAAUUGGUCAUCGGGUCAGUGACCGCUUUGCAGGCUGGGCUUCUCUUUCUGAUGAGCACGACUACAAAUAUCUGGGUGUGUUACGUGGCUUAUGUUAUUUUCCGGAGUUCCUACCAGUUCUUGGUUCCCAUUGCCAUCUUCCAGAUUGCAAGCUCUUUGUCAAAGGAACUUUGUGCAUUGGUGUUUGGGGUGAACACGUUCUUUGCUACAAUCUUGAAGUCUAUAAUUACGCUUGUGAUUGCUGACAGAAGAGGCUUGGCACUUUCCAUACACCCCCAGUUUUAUUUCUAUUUUGGCUACUUUACAUUGCUGGCUGUCGUGUUCCUUGGAGCAUCUGUCUGGGUUAUCAUCAAACACAAGCGACAGAAGAACACUGAAGCAAACGCCCAGGACCAGCCAGAAACAGCCGUUGAACAAAAGGCAGAUACAAUUUCUGGCAAAGAGUCCCAAGCAUGAAGUCUCUUCAUGGCCAGACUUCAGUAGACAGUAUUCCAGUAUUAGGCCGUGCACAGUCUGCUUGUGCUGCAAACAGGGCUACUGACAUUAGCGGAUAAGUAUAGGAAUAGCAAGACCUGGCUGUCCUAGUAUCAAGGUAUAU